Molecule: messenger RNA, 4439 nt
Organism: Leptinotarsa decemlineata (Colorado potato beetle)
Lineage: Eukaryota; Metazoa; Arthropoda; Insecta; Coleoptera; Chrysomelidae
Source: RefSeq, a predicted model, not a curated record
UGGCAGGCCAAUGUCACCGCCUCCUCAAGACCUGUCGAGGAACUUCCACCAGACCAUGGUCUACAUACCGUACAACCACAUCGAGAGUUACGAACCAGCAAACGUUUACCAAACUAACGACUACUAUCGUUACAACCAGAACCAGAUGAACAAGAAGUAUGUCGAGCCAAUCUACCAACAGAAGAUGGCCCACGUCGACGAUCCAUACUGCAAUUCCAACGUCCACCAGGCUAGAGUGCAGGCGAAGAACGUCUACGCGAACAACUACCAGCCGCUGCUGGUGACCUCUAGCAGGAGUGAGAGUCCCCUGAUGGGAAACUAUGCCAUGGCGAGGUCCACGCAGACGUCUAUGGCAUGUUUGUCCAGCUGUAACUACUACCAGACCCCCAGUACGAUACUGAGAUACAGAGAGAGCAUACACCCACCAUACAAACCGGAAUAUGUGAAUAAGGUAAAUCGGCACAGUUUUCCUUCGGUGAGGCCCAGGUACAACCCUCCAGAAAAUUCCGACCAUAUCUACAUGGAAGAUCCCGAUAUUCAACAUAAUGGACCAAUCAUGAACGGUUACUACAACUACCUUCCUCCUAAGGACUCUCCUGGAAAUAGUCCCACCAAGGCUAGAUUCAUUGAACGUGGCGUACCAGAGGGGGCAGCCAGUGUAUCCCCUCAAGACUCCAUCAACCUCCAGAACAAUUCCAGUACGAAUACGUCUCCAACCUUAGCCCACGCAAACGCCAAACCUCUGUUUUACGCUAUGAACGUGUGAUGGGAGAUCGCUUGAAGACCGAAGAGGGGCGCACGAAAUGUCGCGUGUACAUAUAUAAAUGAUGUUGCUUUAGAUGAAAGCAUUGUUUGUUGAAAAUUGUAGGUUAUAAUAACCAAGCGGCAGAAAAUUUGUUGAAACCUGAGGACCUUAUCAAUGUUUUUCUGUUGUCUGUGAAGGGCCAGUCCGUGUUCAGGUUGAUUGUCAUUAGAGUGAUGAUGAAGAAGUAGAAAGCCAAAACUUUCUUUUCAUUAAUGAUUGUAGGAGCUGCGACAGCUGCUUAACUGAAAAAUCUAUUUUCAACAGAAAAUAAAGAUAUACUACACUCAAAAUACAAUUGAUAGGUAAGAUCAAAAACAAUAUUGAAUUCAAAUUGCACAAAGAGUUUGGACAUUGCCUGAGAAACGUCUGUAAGUGAAUUCAGAGUACAAUUAAAAUACAAUCUAAAAAAUUAAUACAUUGAGAAAGUCUCUGAGAAGAUAAGCCAUUAACUGUAGUAAUAGGAACUGUAACAAAACCAGAGUGUGACAUAAUCAUUUCACCACACAUUGGAAUUGAAAAAAAGUAUCAACAGUGCACACGUUGGGGAAAGUAAUCUUGUCACCGUUUCCAUCCAGUUAUAGAAAUACUGAAGAAUUGAAUAUUUGUCACAUAUUACUGCAAUCAAAUGAAAAAAAUAGAUUAGACUCGGACGAAAUAAUACCAUAUUAACCUACCAAACAAGUGAAUAUAUCAAAAAUGCAAUUGACAAUUAUAACGCAAACAUUUAUUAAAUACAAAGAAACCAUUAAAUUUAGUAUUAUAAGGAACUACAUUUGCUUGAAUCUUAUUGAGUUUGUGUUGUUACUGUACUUGUUGCUGCCAGAAAAAUGUAUGAACUUAAUAUUAUUAGUAUUAAUUUUAUUUCAACUGAAUCAGUAUUGCCUUUAUUAAAUACCUUUUCAAGAUCAUUAAGACCAAACUGAAUCUUGAAAUGUUAUAUUUGGUGGUUUGAUCUCAUUAGUACUUUAUUCAAGUCAAAUUGUAUUCUAACUGGUAUUCCUUUCGUAACAGUAUGUGAUGUUGCCCAAGAAUGUAGAUAUACUUUGAAAAACAUAUAACUUUCUUUAGACAGAUAUUCGUUUUGUAGAAAUAAUAAAAAAUUUCAAAUUUUCAAUAAGAAACAUACAUGAUGGCUUUUUUGGAGAUGUCAUACUAAGGGAAAAAGAAACUCAUGGACAUACAGAAAGUAUAGAUUAGCUUUAUGACCUGAAAUGUGGACUGGCUUCUGUGGAUUGUUUAGCUUGUGAAUUUCGGCAGAAAAUUAUUGAUGUCACUACUAUCAGUAUUAUGAUGAAAAUGUUUGCAUAUAUUUAUGUGAUUUUUUCGAAUUUUAUUCUUACCGGUUUGUUUUCGUUUUGAAAAAGUUUAAGGUAAGGAUCUGACUAGCACUAACAGUCUUGUACUAUAGACUAUAAACUUUUGUAAUACAGGGUGUUCUGGAACAUGUUGUAAACUUGGUUUGCAGGAUACUGCUCAAAAGGAGAAAGCACAAAGUGGAUAAUCAGAAUAAAAAGGUAAAAGUUAUUUGCAAUCUUGAACGUUUCUUUGGAAAAGCUAGCUGCUUUCCACGAUAUUAACAACUCGAAGUUCAACUGAAAUAUUCAUUACAGAUGGUUUUAAAAGGUUAACAUAGUUAUGGAAAUUACACCAAUAAAUCGGGAAAUAGGUUUGAGAAAUCGGAAAUCUCAGGAAAAAAUUAAAAGUCAUGGUAGAAGCUGAUUGUUUGAUUUGCAUUUCAACAAAUUCCCCUAACUCCUGCCUGUGCGUUCAUUCGAAUAAAAUUGAAGGUCUCGUAUUCUAUUGUCAAAUAUUUUUAAAUCUUUUCCAUUUUUCCAAUGAUUCUAUUCCACUAGAUAAUUUCAAUUUUGUUAUCUAUUACUUUCAUAUUUCAUAUUUUUUGUGUUUUAUAAGCACUCAUUUUUAGAAAUGUUUCCAAUAUCAGCCUUUUUCAAUCUAGCAUGUAUUUCAGUUCAUAGUCAAAGAGUGUGAACAUUCACGGCCGGAGAUAACUGUUUUGAAGCUAGUUCCCGGGUUUAUAGGCUGUGGUAUGCAGGUUUUUAUGCUUGACGUUUCAACUGCUGCUGUGGUAGACAUCAUCAAAGGUGGUGAGGCCACAGAUUAAUUAAGUGCAGUUAGCCCGAUUUCAUCAACGUUGAUUCCCUCUUAUUAUGUAACUUGAUAUGAAUGAAUAAAAAACGUUUAUUGGUUAAUUUUGUAACACAGUUUGGAUUUUGGGUUGUUUUGUUUGUGAGGCCCCUCUUAUCGGCUUAUGCCUCUUCAGGGGCGAGGUAAGUAAACAAUAGUUUUGUGGGGUUGGCUUCACAAUAAUUUCCCCAUUUUAAGUUAGUACAUCUCGAUUUUGUUAGUUGUUGGUGAAUACAUAUUUUUACCAUUACAGAUUUUUUGAUCAUCCACUCGGACAUACUAAAUAUCAGGAAUGUUUGAAAUAUUCAAAUAUAUUGAUCGGUUAGGGUGAUAAUUUGAAAGUUAAAAAUGGUCGGUAAUUGGGUUUUAUUUUGUUUCAAUAUUUUUCUCCCACAAAAUUUGCAUAUUUCUAAUAUUUCUCACUUUGGGUUUUUCAACAGUAAAAUUCAAACAUUUGAUGAUUGGGCCUUGCACCAAACUUUCACUUUUCCUUUAUCUUUGAUUCAAGUAAGUUAUCACAAUGUAAACAAUUGAAGCAUUCAUACACCACACCCUUAUUUAAAGUAAAAAUGUGGUAUAUGAAGAUAAAGUAAAAGUUAGGUGUAUGAACCAGCCAUUACUAUUACAGAUAAUCUUUAUACAUUUUUAAAUUGAGGUCUUUAAAACUGUUGGGUCAAUCAAACCCUUAGUGAAAUCUGCCAUACUUGCAAAAUUUAGUUUUAGAACAUAUUCUAUUUGUCUCCUCUAUACACCCUGUACAUAUUCGAGAAGAAAAGACGUAAAUUAGACUUCUUCAUAAAGUAGCUCUAUUUUUAAACUUGCUGUACAAAAAUUGUUGUAAUUUGUAUUUGAGAGUUUAUUGAAUCCUAUCACCUGUUUUUUGAACAAUGUUUGUUCCGUUUCUCGAUUUUGUUUUCAUAAAGGAAAUGAAUGUUUUGCCAAAAUUCGGGUCGUUGUGAAAUGGUGGGCGUUAUUGAAUACCCAACAGGAACCAUUUUAUGCUCAAUUUAUUCGAAUAAUAAUCAAAUCAGUAUUUCCUUGAAGGGUUUUUGUAUUAACCCCACCAGUAGUUGUACCAUUGUCUUUUGUACUACUUCGGAUUCCUUACCCAUUUCCUUCCCAAAUCAUUUUCCAACCACCAAACACUUUUAAAGAUGAUGGUAUCAUGUUUCGCAAGGACUCUGUAUAUACAAGUUGUUGAAUUUUCCAUACCACUCGUUGAUUAAAUCUACUUCUAGCUUAGGAUAUAUUAGGAAUUGUGAAAGACCAAAAACAAAAUGAAACAUAUUUUUUAGGAUAACAGGAAAUUAUUUUUUUCUGGCAGGUGGUAUGUAUAAUGUUGUUGUGAGUGAUAGAAUCCCUUUUUCAAAAAACGUAGUUCAUCAAUCAAACUGAUAAAUUUUUAUUGUUUUAUUACCGUACCUAGCGUUCAUCUAGGUUGUAACAUGUGAGAUGCAUUUAAAAUUACAAUAAAAAAUAUAAAUGGUGG